AUGGCGCUUCCAGUGCUCGAGACCGUCGUCCUCAAAAUCGUCAACGACCCGGUUCUCAAAUCAACGAAUGACGCGCGACGCUGCACGUGCGCCGUCGUCCCGCCCGGCGGCGCCAACAGCAGCAGCAGCGAGCCCUUCAGCGAGGAGGAGGCGGGCACCAGCACCUUCAUGGUGGGCGUGGUCCUCUCAGUCAUCGCCGACGUGAUCAUCGCCGUCUCGCUCAACGUGCAGAAGACGGCGCACAUGCGCAACGAGGGCGCCGACGGAAAGCCCGUCAAGGGCAUGCUCAAGCUGCCGCUCUGGUGGCUCGGCCUCCUGCUCAAUGUCGGAGGCGAGCUGGGCAACAUGCUCGCCUACGGCUUUGCGCCCGCCUCGGUCGUUGCUCCAGUCGGGUCGGUGGGCGUGGUCGCCAACGAGGUGAUCGCUGUCCUCUUUCUCAAAGAGCCGUUCCGCUGGCGGGAUGCCGCUGGGCUGGUCGCCAUCGUCGGCGGCGUCGUGCUCAUCAUCGUCGCCGUGCCGGAGGAUCCGGUGGACCUCAACGCCGUCGUGCUGCAGCGCGAGUACUACGCGCGCCCGGCGGCGUACGGCUACCUGAUUGGGCUCUGGUGCGCCGUCGUCCUCUUCCUCGUCCACGUCGAGCCUCGGUACGCCCAAAAGAGCGUCCUGGUCUGGCUUCUCCUCUGCUCGAUGAUCUCCUCGACGACCGUCAUCGCGGCGCGCGGCUUCUCCUCCAUGCUCACGCAGGCGGUCGGCGGCGACUGCGCCGGCGCGCACUGCGUCGGCGACGAGCUCUUCCCCCCGUGCCGCCUCACCCUCGCCCACUACCUCUUUUGGUUCCUCCUCGCCAUCAUUGUCACCACCGCAAUCUGGUCCGCCUACUUCCUUAACAGGGCGAUGAUGAUCUUUGGCAACACCGAGGUGGUGCCCGUCUACUACUGCACCUUCACCCUCGCCUCCAUCGUCGGCGGAGGGGUAGUGUACCGCGAGUUCAGCGGCAUGCCGUGGCAGCAGUGGCUCCAGUUCCUCGCCGGCGUGGCGCUCGCCCUCGGGGGCGUGCUCGCCAUCACCUCUGGGCGAGGCAAGUCCGCGCGCGGAGGAGGCGCAGUUCUGCCAGAGCCGUCCGAGCAGGAGCAGCCGGCCGAGCUGCCGGCUCCCGAGGCGGGAGGGGGGCGUCGCGCGGAGAGGCUGGCGAGGGCGAGGGCGCACAAUCAGGCGCGCCCCUGCUCCUUUCCCUCCACCGCGUGUGCACGUGGCGCGUGGAGUGAGGAGAAGGCGGCCGAGCUGCGGCGGCAGUCUCGCGGCUCGUUCGCCGCGCCCGUCGGCGGGAUCGGCUCGGCGCACUCCUCCUUCCGCCGCGACGACCGCAUCCACACAGACUUGCGCGCCUUGCUUGACGAGACGGAGAGCGAGAUCGCCGCGGGGGAGCACAUUGCCGCCGCGUACCGCUUGCGCGACGCAGCCUCGUCCACCCCCCAACCCGUCGCGCUGGAGGUGGCGCUCUCGCUCGCCGGCUGGCGCGACCCGGCCGCCCGCUCGCCGGUGCCAGGCGAGCGGUCUCGCCCGUGGAAUGCGUGGGACACCUCCGACGCCGCCGUCUCCCCCGUCGGCAUCGCCGAGAAGCGGGACGAGAAGUGGGCGUCGGGGGGCGGCGGUCCGCCCGCCGAGAGCACAGAGAGCAGCAGCAGCGAGCCGUCGUCUGAACCGCGGGCGGCAGCAGGCGAGCCCUCGAGCGAGCCCGCUGGCGGUGGCGCCGCGGAGGCGGCCGAGCUCAAGUCGGCGCUCGCGGCGACGGCGGAGGAGCUGGCGAACGCGCAGGCCACGAUCCGCGCACUGGAGGCGAGGCUGUCGUCGGCUUGAGCCUCUUCCUGUUGCUCCCCCUCCUCCCCGCCACCCCAUGGGCCCGCGGCGCGCCCGUGGGGAGACGGGGAGGAGAGGCGAGGCACGGCCAGGAACCGGCUUUAGAUGGGAGCCUCUCACCGGACACCCCCGCGCGAGCGUGGCCUGUACACGACCAUGCACACCAGGCGCAGUCCGGCCGGGCCCCGUCCGAGCCGUGAGUUGGUCUUGCAUCUUUCGUUUGACGCAAUAAAUUUUGCGUUCUUCGUCUCUAUAUCAUGCAAACUG
Emiliania huxleyi CCMP1516 is the source of this 2124-nucleotide messenger RNA. RefSeq lists its product as hypothetical. Gene Ontology annotation, biological process: magnesium ion transport. Lineage: Eukaryota; Haptophyta; Isochrysidales; Noelaerhabdaceae. Bases 1 to 1857 code for a protein of 618 amino acids. The record is from RefSeq and is a predicted model, not a curated record. Gene Ontology annotation, cellular component: membrane. The transcript has 6 exons. Gene Ontology annotation, molecular function: magnesium ion transmembrane transporter activity.